Messenger RNA from Prunus mume (Japanese apricot), 1176 nucleotides. RefSeq names its product Bifunctional inhibitor/lipid-transfer protein/seed storage 2S albumin superfamily protein (gene XYP1). Gene Ontology annotation, biological process: lipid transport. Gene Ontology annotation, molecular function: lipid binding. The record is from RefSeq and is a predicted model, not a curated record. NCBI's taxonomy places the organism in Eukaryota, Viridiplantae, Streptophyta, Magnoliopsida, Rosales, Rosaceae.
AGUCAUGGUUCUUUCACUCGCCUUGACCCAGUUGGCAUACUUUCCCCUGAUGAGAGAGAAAGCCUCAUUUAUUUUGAAAAUGCCAUCAUUCUUUCCCACUUCGCCACUUAAAUCACUCCUCCCCUCCCCUUAUAUAAAACACAAUAAUACCUCCUCCACAUCCCAUCCCAUCCCAUCCCACCCCACUACAAAUCCCAUAUUCUAUUUUUUUUCUCUCUCUCUCUCCUCUUGAGUCUUGAAAAAAGAAAAGAAAAGAAAAGGAAAGAAAGUGAAAGGAAAAUGGGAGCAAUGAGGGUUUGGAGUGUGCUUGUGGUGAUGGCGGUGGCCCUGGCAACGUUUGGGGAGUGUGGGUCGUCACACCACGCGGCUCCGGCGCCGGCGGUGGACUGCUCGACCCUGAUCUUGAACAUGGCGGACUGCUUGUCCUUUGUGUCCAAUGGGAGCACCGAUACAAAGCCCGCAGGGACUUGCUGCAGCGGCCUCAAGACCGUCCUCAAAGCCGACGCUGCCUGCCUCUGCGAGGCCUUCAAGAGCAGCGCUCAACUCGGCGUCGUUUUGAACAUCACCAAGGCCGCCUCCCUCCCCGCUGCCUGCAAAGUCUCUGCUCCUUCUGCCACCAACUGUGGAUUAUCUAUCACUCCUGCAGGUGCUCCUGGUCUCUCGCCGGGAUCUUCUCCAACAUCAUCUGUUGCUGCUACACCCGAGUCGUCUGCUGGAGGGAACGAGCAAGCACCUGCUUCUCCGCCAGGGGCCUCGGGUUCUCUUAUGCUUGCCAGUUCAGUUGGAUCCCUGCUUGUUGGUCUUGUAGUUGCAUCAUUCCCUUGUUUCUGAGAGCUGAGUGGUGCCAUUUUUGAGAGCUGAGAGGGAUGAUAUAAGUAAGAGAGUUGUGAUGUUCAUUUUACCAUUGGGGAGUUCUCAGUUUAGUUGUUUUUGAGGUGUGACUGAAGUUAGAUUUGACAUCUGUUUUGGGGUCACUUGAAACCUGUAUUGAUAGUUUGGUUGGACAUCUUUUUCCUAAUUUAUUAGUCUAUUUCUUCGUAUAAUUUUGUGCUCCAUUUUGAUUUGAAGUUCGAACUUAAAAGAAUUCUUGUGCUAUGAGCAAUGAGCAUGUUGCAAUUUGUAAACCACGCAACACAUUGUGCAAUGCAUUCGAUGGUAUAUCUGUUUCAUUCUGAA